GCUGACUUUGGGAGUUUCCGGUUUUCGAAGUGGAUCGUGGCCUAUGUAUUAUCUUAGACUGGAGAGAUGUCUGAUCUUGCAAAAGAGAAAGCUGCCCGGCUGCUGAAGAAAAGGGGCAGUUUGUCUUCUCUCGGCAGUCACGACUUUAAAGCCAAGGAAACUGUUGGGAAAACAAAAGACUCCAUCAGUACAGUGUCCUACAUAGAUGAGCCUGGUCACCAUGACGAUAACCCACGACCAGCUGUGCAGACGGAGAACACCUAUCAACUCAGCCCCAUCAGACGCUUCCCUGUGACGACUGUCAACGACAUUUUAAAGGAUGUCCUCGCCAGUUACCUCCAAGAGGAGAAGUAUGAGGCAGAGCUGUGUCGACAGAUGACCAAAACGAUAUCAGAGGUUGUGAAGGCCAGGGUGAAAGAGCUGAUGAUCCCGCGCUACAAGAUCCUCGUCCUGAUCAGCAUCGGGCAGCUGAGCAAUCAGAACAUGCGCGUGGGGAGCCGCUGCCUGUGGGACGCAGCCAACGACACGUUCUCCACGCACACCUUCAAGAACCGCUCGCUGUUUGCCGUCGCUAACGUGUACGGGGUCUACUCCGAGUGAGUCGCGGUCACUUAUCUAGAGUGUGAGAUCAUAACAGCACCACUGCACCAUGUGUUUCAAUGUGUAAAAAUCAUUUUUAGAGAAAAGAACAUUGCCCAUAAGUUGAUGUCAGAUCUUUACUAGUGUCCAGGUGGCCAUACAUCGUGUAUGGUUGGAAUGUAUUUGUUAUAAAAAGGGAUAAUAUAAAGUCCGCCGGUCAGCACAGGAAAAUAAGUCCCGACAGGACCCUGACAUGCAGUGGAGGACCCAGACGUGAAUGUUCUGAUAGCCCAUUCAAUUCAAUGGAACUUUUUGCGACAUUCUGAAGAGCCGUAUAAUAAGGCCUUUUUAAUGUCCUUAUUUGUAAUUUCAUGAAUAUCGAAUGAAUUAUGUGUUAUUAACAUGUUUUUCCUAGUAUUUAUUUUAUCAUGGAAAAUGUCCCGUACAAAUAUUGGAUCAAUCACUAGAAAAUAUUUAAUGGCAUCGAUUCUAACUUUACCACCUCAACAACAGUAUGGCUGUUACACAAGUUGAAAUAUAUUACCUAUACGUUAUAAUGUAAAUAUAUAACCUAUACAUUAUAAUGUAAAUGCUACCUAUGUAUACAUGUAUGUGCUUGUCUCUGUUUGUGGAUAUGUGUGUGCUUAGAUGAGCUACUUAUAUGUGUGUUACAGUGCAUUUGUUUAAAAAAAAUGAAGCUUCAAAUAGGAAGUUUUUACUUUGAAAACAAUAUUUGUGACAGAUUGUUUGGUCAAUGGACUAGCUGGUCACCAAAGUGCUAGAAUGAAUAUUAGUUGUCUUCAGGAUCUGGGCUUCUUGCUGCCAUUGCUAACUAUAUUCAACAUAUCAAGACUCCAUUACCUAAUUUACUGACAAAAGCAUAACUUGACUGCUUUUGAACAUGAAAAAUAAACAUUGUAUUGCUGUUA
Molecule: messenger RNA, 1508 nt
Organism: Clupea harengus (Atlantic herring)
Lineage: Eukaryota; Metazoa; Chordata; Actinopteri; Clupeiformes; Clupeidae
Gene: dynlt5
Product: dynein light chain Tctex-type family member 5
Biological process (GO): microtubule-based movement
Cellular component (GO): cytoplasmic dynein complex; cytoplasm
Molecular function (GO): dynein intermediate chain binding
Source: RefSeq, a predicted model, not a curated record